UAUGAUGCACGAUUAAUUAGCAAAUAUAAAUCUACUUGAGUAAGAACUUCCGGCGCGCACUCUUCCGUUUUGAUCUUGCGCAAACUUCGAACAUUCUAUUCUUUGUUAUCACAAGUAAUCAUGAUGAGUAAUUCCAAAUCCAAAGAGCAGGAGAGUAAAUCACUAGCUGUAAUAUUCAGGUACGCUGAUUGGAUUGAUGUUUUGUUAAUGGUGCUGGGUACUAUUGGAGCAGUAGGUGAUGGCAUGUCAACCAACUGGUUACUAGUUUUUGCUAGUCGUCUCAUGAAUAGCUUAGGGUAUGGUAAGACAACGCAAAAUAAUGGAAAUUUCAUGACUGAAGUUGAAAAGGUCAGUUUGCACUUUGUUUAUUUGGGAUUAGCAGUUUUGGUGGUAUGUUUUAUGGAAGGAUAUUGUUGGAGCAGAACAAGUGAACGGCAAGUUCUUCGGAUUCGGUAUAAGUAUCUAGAAUCGAUUCUUAGACAAGAAGUUGGAUUUUUCGAUUCACAAGAAGCAACCACUUCAGAGAUUAUUAACAGCAUUUCAAAAGAUACUUCUCUCACUCAAGAAGUUCUUAGUGAAAAGGUGCCACUAUUCUUGAUGCAUACAUCGGCAUUUAUCUCUGGACUUGCAUUCUCAAUGUACUUCUCGUGGAGACUUGCCUUGUUAGCCUUUCCCUUAAUAAUCCUUCUCAUUAUUCCUGGAAUCAUAUAUGGGAAAUACCUUCUUCAUCUUUCUAAGAAAUCACACAAAGAAUACAGUAAAGCAAACAUGAUUGUAGAGCAAGCUUUAAGCUCAAUCAAAACAGUCUAUUCGUUCACGGCUGAAAAGAGGAUUGUUGAGAGAUAUUCAAUGAUUCUUGAUAAAACAGUGAAGCUUGGUAUGAAACAAGGUAUUGCAAAAGGUCUAGCUGUAGGCAGUACUGGUCUUUCGUUUACGAUAUGGGCUUUUCUUGCCUGGUAUGGUAGUCAUCUGGUAAUGUGCAAAGGGGAGAGUGGAGGAAACAUUUACGCUGCAGGAAUCACUUUUGUCUUGAGCGGAUUAUCUCUUGGGGUGGCGCUUCCUGAUCUUAAGUAUUUCACAGAAGCUUCAAUUGCUGCAACUAGAAUUUUCAAGAGGAUCGACCGGGUUCCUAUAAUUGACGGAGAGGAUAUGAAGGGUAUGGUAUUAGAUCAAGUGCAUGGAGAAAUUGAGUUCGAGCACGUGGAGUUCACAUACCCGUCCCGGCCGGAUUCAAUUGUUCUCAGAGAUUUCAAUCUUAAGGUUCAGGCAGGCCAAACAGUUGCACUCGUGGGGGCAAGCGGGUGUGGGAAGUCAACUGCAAUUGCAUUGUUACAAAGAUUUUAUGAUUCCGAUUCCGGAGUAAUAAAGAUUGAUGGCGCAGAUAUAAAAAAGCUACAACUGAAAUGCAUAAGGGGGAAAAUGGGUCUUGUUAGUCAAGACCACGCAUUGUUCGGAACAUCGAUAAAGGAGAACAUCAUGUUUGGGAAACCAGAUGCAACCAUGGAUGAGAUUAUAGCUGCAACAAUGGCAGCUAAUGCUCAUAACUUCAUAAGGCAGUUACCAGAAGGAUAUGAAACUAAGGUUGGUGAACGUGGAGCUCUUUUAUCCGGUGGGCAAAAGCAACGAAUCGCCAUUGCUAGAGCCAUUAUCAAGAACCCCUCAAUUCUUCUCCUAGAUGAAGCAACUAGUGCCUUAGACUCAGAAUCUGAAGCACUAGUCCAAAAUGCCCUCGAUCAAGCCUCCAUGGGCAGAACAACAUUGGUUGUUGCACACAAACUUUCAACUGUAAAAAAUGCAGACCAAAUUGCAGUUGUCAGCGGAGGUUGUAUCAUCGAAAACGGUUCUCACAGUGAUCUCAUUAGUAAGAAAAAUGGGCAUUAUGCAAAACUAGCAAAAUUACAAAGGCAAUUUAGUGUGGAUGAUCACGAGAUGGCGGUAUCCGAGUUUGGUUCUUCACUUACUAGAAGUAGUGCAAACCGCUUAAGCUUAACAAGAUCAAGUCCUGCUUCUUCCUGGUUCGCAUCUCCAUUAGCCUUUGACAACACAUCCAUCGUACCCUCUUAUCCUCCUCCAUCUUUUCAGCGGCUUUUAUCUAUGAAUUCUCCUGAAUGGAAACAAGGCCUAGUUGGCAGUCUCUCAGCGGUUGUUUUUGGAGCAGUGCAACCAGUAUAUGCGUUAACAAUUGGUGGUAUGAUUGCUGCAUUCUUUAUUCAAAACCACGACGAGAUGAAAGCUCGUAUACGUACGUAUACAUUAAUCUUCUCCUCCCUCACUGUCGUCUCCAUCAUUGUAAACCUCAUCCAACACUAUAAUUUUGCGUAUAUGGGUGAACGCUUAACCAGAAGAAUAAGAUUGAGAAUGUUAGAGAAGAUCCUCACCUUUGAAGCUGCAUGGUUCGACCAAGAGCAAAACUCAAGCGGGGUACUGUCUUCUCGUCUAAGCAAUGAAGCUUCAUUAGUUAAAUCACUAGUGGCCGAUCGGGUUUCUCUGUUACUCCAAACUUCUUCAGCUGUCAUUAUAGCCAUGAUUAUGGGUCUAGUCGUAGCUUGGAAGCUCGCAUUAGUCAUGAUUGCAGUUCAACCAUUAACAAUAUUGUGCUUUUACACUCGCAAAGUUCUACUCUCGAGUAUUUCCACGAAUUUCGUCAAGGCACAGCAUCAAAGUACUCAAAUUGCUGUUGAAGCUGUGUACAAUCACAGAGUUGUGACCUCCUUCGGGAGCGUUGGCAAAGUUCUCCAGAUAUUUGAUGAAGCUCAAGAAGAGCCAAGAAAAGAAGCGACAAAAAAAUCAUGGUUUGCAGGUAUAGGGAUGGGUUCUGCAUUAUGUCUUACUUAUAUGUCAUGGGCUUUGGAUUUUUGGUACGGUGGAAAGCUAGUUGAGUCAGGUCAGAUAUCUUCUGGAGAUGUUUUCAAGACCUUCUUCAUAUUGGUAAGCACCGGCAGGGUGAUUGCCGAAGCUGGGAGCAUGACGUCUGACUUAGCAAAGGGUGCGACUGCUGUUGCAUCAGUGUUCGAGGUGCUAGACCGGCAGUCCUUGAUUGAAGGACCUUGUCAGGAAAAUGAUAGUACGAACUCGUCAAAGUUGGAGAGGAUUUCUGGUGCAAUAGAGAUAAACAAAGUUGAUUUCGCAUACCCAAGUAGGCCUGAGUUUUUAGUGCUGCGUCAAUUUUCUUUGAAGGUGAAGGCAGGUACAAGUAUUGGUUUUGUAGGAAAAAGCGGGUGCGGUAAAUCCACGAUAAUAGGAAUGAUCUUAAGAUUUUACGAUGUCGAGAGAGGAGUGAUCAAGGUAGAUGGAGUUGACUUGAGAGAACUUAACCUAGCAUGGUACAGAGGACACACUGCACUGGUUAGUCAAGAACCUGGUAUCUAUUCAGGAACCAUACGCGAUAACAUUGUAUUUGGGAAGUUGGAGGCAUCUGAAGCUGAGGUGGUUGAGGCUGCUAAAGCUGCCAAUGCACACGACUUUAUCUCAACUCUGAAGAACGGCUAUGAAACUGAAUGUGGAGACAGAGGAGUGCAACUAUCAGGAGGGCAAAAACAGCGGAUAGCCAUAGCAAGAGCGAUCAUUCGAAACCCAACUAUUUUGUUACUUGAUGAAGCUACUAGUGCUCUUGAUGUACAGUCAGAACAGGUUGUGCAAGAAGUGCUAGACCGAAUAAUGGUAGGGAGGACAACCAUUAUAGUGGCGCAUCGGCUCAACACAGUCAAGAAACUUGAUUCCAUUGCCUUUGUUGGUGAUGGUAGGGUGGUCGAGCGGGGUACAUAUCAAGAGCUGAAGAGUAAGCGAGGAGCUUUCUUUAACCUAGCCAGUCUUCAAAAAUGAAAUGUGUAAAAAGAACCGGUAAUCUUACUUUAAAUUUAGUAAAAAAAGACGGGUAAAAAGGGCCCAACCGGGUUCGAACCGGUGACCUCUUGAUCUGCAGUCAAAUGCUCUACCACUGAGCUAUGGACCCUUGGUGGUUAUACUGUUACAGGUUUUUGCAUCUCUCCUCGUUAAUUUUAAAAAACGUUCUCUGAUGAUUCCUCCCUUGGACAA
Molecule: messenger RNA, 4035 nt
Organism: Papaver somniferum (opium poppy)
Lineage: Eukaryota; Viridiplantae; Streptophyta; Magnoliopsida; Ranunculales; Papaveraceae
Product: putative ABC transporter B family member 8
Exons: 8
Coding region: 121-3822 (1233 amino acids)
Biological process (GO): transmembrane transport
Cellular component (GO): membrane
Molecular function (GO): ATP hydrolysis activity; ABC-type transporter activity; ATP binding
Source: RefSeq, a predicted model, not a curated record